AUGCUCAUGGAACCAGAAAACCAAACAACAGUCUCAGAAUUCCUCCUUCUGGGACUCUCAGAAAAGUCAGAGCAUCAGAAUCUCCUUUUUGGGUUUUUCCUCUCCAUGUACCUGGUCACUGUGCUGGGGAACCUGCUCAUCAUCCUGGCCAUCAUCACAGACUCCCACCUGCACACGCCCAUGUACUUCUUCCUCUCCAACCUGUCCUGGGUUGACAUCUUCCUCUCUUCCACCACUGUCCCUAAGUCACUGGUGAACAUCCAGACCCAGAGCAGAGUCAUCCCUUUCGCAGGCUGCCUUGCCCAGAUGUAUGCCUUCCAUCUCUUUGGGACCAUGGACAGCUUCCUCCUAGCCGUCAUGGCCAUUGACCGGUUUGUGGCCAUAGUCUACCCUCUGCGCUACUCAGUUCUCAUGAGACCCCGUGUCUGUGGGCUAUUGGUGGGGGGGCCAUGGGUGGUCACCCACCUCCAGUCCCUGGUACACACCUGCCUCAUGGCUCAACUGACCUUCUGUGCCAGCUCCAAAAUCCCCCACUUCUUCUGUGACCUCAAGCCCCUGCUGAAGCUCUCCUGUUCAGACACAUACUCCAACGAGCUGGUGGUCUUUGCUUUUGGCAUCGUCAUGGGCAUCGGCCCGCUGUCCUGCAUCCUCCUCUCGUACAUCUGCAUUUUCCAAGCAGUCUUUAGGAUCCCUUCUGCACAGGGCAAGUGGAAAGCCUUCUCAACUUGUGGCUCGCACCUCACCGUGGUGUCACUGUUCUAUGGGACCAUCUUUGCUGUGUACUUACAGCCCACAUCCCCCACCUCCUCCCAGAAAGACAAGGCAGCUGCUCUGAUGUGUGGGGUGGUCAUCCCUAUGCUGAACCCUUUUAUCUACAGCCUAAGAAACAAGGACAUGAAGGAAGCCCUGAGGAAGCUUGUUGGCAAAGCAGCCUCCUUCUGGUCUUAG
Molecule: messenger RNA, 948 nt
Organism: Sciurus carolinensis (gray squirrel)
Lineage: Eukaryota; Metazoa; Chordata; Mammalia; Rodentia; Sciuridae
Product: olfactory receptor 1I1
Exons: 1
Coding region: 1-948 (315 amino acids)
Biological process (GO): G protein-coupled receptor signaling pathway
Cellular component (GO): membrane
Molecular function (GO): G protein-coupled receptor activity; olfactory receptor activity
Source: RefSeq, a predicted model, not a curated record